AUGUCGGCGAGCACUUUCGGCGCAUCGUUCGGAAAGACUCCGCUGGAGGGAUUAGGCGAGGACGACUCGUGGGAGCAGUCGGAUCCGCUGUUCGACAGGCAUGCAGACGACGGCGAGGCUUUCGGAACGGACGCCGACCGGGACGGGCUGUACGCGGUGCUGAACCUCGAACGGACGGCGAGUGAGGAGGAGAUUCAGAAGAGCUACCGAAGGCUGGCAGCCCUCCUGCACCCGGACCGACACCGCGACCCUUCCCUCAAAUCCUCUGCCGAUGCCCGCUUCGCUCAGAUCCAGCACGCCUACGAAGUUCUCUCCGACCCACAUCGACGAGCAAUCUACGAUGAGCUGGGCGAGAAGGGCUUGAAGACGAACUGGGAGGUUGCGACGAAGGGGAAAACGGCUGCAGAGCUCCGCGCAGAGUACGAGCGGAUGAACCGGCAACAGCUCGAGCAGAACAUCGAGAAUCUCGUCAAGAGCAAGGGCGAGUUGACUGUCAUCUCAGAUGCGCGAGUAUUGUUCUUGCCGGAUGAGGAGCUCGAACGGCUAGGCGGGCCAGAGAAGCUGGGCAUCGUCGAGCGGUUGCAGACGGUCACGACACGGCAGCUCUUCCUCAAGCACCAGUUCACAACACCCCUCACUCCCUCAACCGCCAUCCUCGCCAGCACCCAGCUCGUCGCACGACAAGGCCAAGGCGCCGGCAACAUGCUGCUGAAGCUCCAGCACAACCCCUCGAGCCGACUUUCGCUCGAGCUCGGCACGACAGUCCUCCGUCCCCGCUCCUUUACCUUCAAGGGUACCUACUCUCCCUCACCCGACACCUUUGCCCGCCUCGACUUCCCCGUUCGCAAUCUCGCCGCACCCCCAAAAUUCUCCCUCGUCAUUGGCCGACGGAUCUACCGUCACACGACUGGAACGCUUACGUUCCGCUCAGGCGCAUGGGCGAUCGGUUCAUGGGGAGCGCACCUCCUCCAGCCGUACUCGGACAGCUCGAUCUCAAUCGGACUGAACCACGCGUCUGGCUGGGGCGUCGAAGCGACGAGCGCCAUGUUCGUCAAGCAGGUCAGCGUCAACUGGGCAAAGACGGUGCUGGGAGGCGUCAAGCUAUCGCUUGGUGGAGCGGUGACGAACGUUGGAGCGGCGAGUGUCAGCAUCAAUGCGGAUAGGCGAGUGACGGAGAAUGUCAAGGCAGGGAUGGGUCUCGAAGUUGCGGCGAACGGCGCGAUGACCGUCAAGCUGCGCUUCGCCCGCCUUGGCCAGCGCAUCAACCUCCCCUUCAUCGUCUCCUCCGGCUUCGACACGCGCAUCUUCCUCGGUUUCACCGUUGUUCCCGCCCUCUCGCUCAUCGCGACCAACCACCUCGUCCUCGCGCCGCGGAAACGCAAGCGCGUCAGCGGCAAGAUUCGCGAGUUGCGGAAGGAGCAUGCGGAGGUCAUUCGGGAGCGGAGGAAGGAGGCGCUCGAUGCGCAGGCGUUGUUGGCGGAGCAUGUCAAGAAGCGGAUCAAGGACGAGGAGGCGAAGAAUGGCCUGGUCAUCGAAGAGGCGAUCUACGGCGUGCUCGAGGCGACAAAGGAGAAGGUCGAAGAUGAGGCGAAACUUCGCUGGCUCGAUGUCACAGUCCCCCUCCAAGCCCUCCUCCCACCAUCGCUCUCGCAACUCACCAUUCCCUCCGGCCGAAGCAAGUCCUCCCUCCUCGGCUUCUACGACCCCGCCAUCGGCGAGAAGAAGGCUCUCCGGAUACGUUACAGGUUCAAGGGCAAGCUGCACGAGGCGGUAUGGGAGGACAAGGAGGCGGUCGCGCUGCCGAUGCGCGCUCAUCUCGUAGACAAGGAGGAGCGGUAA
Messenger RNA from Rhodotorula toruloides NP11, 1839 nucleotides. RefSeq names its product DnaJ family protein. NCBI's taxonomy places the organism in Eukaryota, Fungi, Basidiomycota, Microbotryomycetes, Sporidiobolales, Sporidiobolaceae. Gene Ontology annotation, biological process: cristae formation. The transcript has 8 exons. The record is from RefSeq and is a predicted model, not a curated record. Bases 1 to 1839 code for a protein of 612 amino acids.